ACAUUUUUGUUUACGUGUCCGCGGUCCGGUGACGUGAACGGUUUGAAAAGUUAACAACAAAGCGGUUAGGCAACGAAAGCAAAAAUCCGUCACUCGUCGUCCCAGAUUACGGCCGUGCACCGUUAACACUUUUAUACCUAACGUUGAAAUUCGCUACUGCCAACGAGUGCCGUUUAGAACUCGUCCCGUAUUCCGUUUUAAUUCCGCCCGCUUCGUAUUUUAUUAUACGAUAUAUAACAUACCAUAACUAACGUACACAAUAACAUCAUCAUAGGAUGUAUUCAUUAAAGUCAUUUGUAAUUGUAGCACUAAUGUGCAUGUCUUUAACCGUAUUCAGCCAAAAUGCUGACAGUCAACAAGCCCGGUUAUUAGUAUCCAAACAAGUUCUUAACAAAUUACUAGUUCAAGACUCUGACAUCUUAGUUAAAUAUACCAUUUACAAUGUGGGAAGCGUGCCGGCGACAAAUGUUGUACUACAAGACUCAGGAUUCCCCGAUGAAGCAUUUGCCACAGUCAAAGGAAAUUUGAAUAUUCGUUUUAACAGAAUUCCAUCUGGUGCAAAUGUUACUCAUGCUGUUGUUAUCAAACCUCUUACGUAUGGGCGAUUCAACUUCACAGCUGCAGUUGUACAAUACAAAUCAUCAGAAGGGGCUGAAGAGCCACAAUUUGCAAUUAGCAGUGAACCUGGUGAAGGGUACAUCAUCAGUUAUGCUGAAUAUGACAAGAAAUUCUCCCCUCAUUUGCUUGAUUGGUUUGUAUUUGCAAUAAUGACUCUGCCAGCUGUGGUAGGACCAUUCAUGUUGUGGUGGGUUAGCAAGAGCAAGUAUGAAUUAAUAUUGAAACAAAAACGUGAAAAAGUGUCUAAAGAUUAAAGUUAAUAAAAUAAGAACCUUUGUACAAUUAACAUUACGGAUUCUUUAGCUUAAUUGUAUUUAAUAUAUAUUUUUUUUUAUAUGUAUCUACUUAUAAAAAUACCUUGGUCAUUUCCUAUAGCUAAUUAGAAAUUACUAUUUUCGUUAAAACUAUUUUAAAAUCCACUUAACAGUUUUAGAAUCCAAAACAAAUUUAUCAACUUUUCUAUUUUCAUAUUGAAAAUACACGAUCUCCAUCUUUUUUUCAUUAAGUAAUAUCAAUAUUUGUAUUAUAUAUUGCCAAAAAUGUAAUAUAUUUAAAAAAGCCCCAUUUUUAUUUUUUAGCAGGUAGGUACAUUUUUUAUGUUUAUUGAAUAACGAUUUAUAAAUAAUAUUAGUUUGUUUGAUAUUAAAAUAAUCUUUUUGUACUAAUUAAAAAUAGGUGUCAUUGGAUGGCUAUAUUUAAUAUACAAAUAAUACCUUUGUGUUGUGUUCGUUUAAAUUUAUCUUUGGAAUAAUAUUAAAUUUAGAUUUUGUUAAAAUUUUACAAUAAAAUAUAGUUUUUUUUUUAACUGGA
Molecule: messenger RNA, 1428 nt
Organism: Metopolophium dirhodum (rose-grain aphid)
Lineage: Eukaryota; Metazoa; Arthropoda; Insecta; Hemiptera; Aphididae
Gene: SsRbeta
Product: translocon-associated protein subunit beta
Exons: 4
Coding region: 276-872 (198 amino acids)
Cellular component (GO): membrane; endoplasmic reticulum
Source: RefSeq, a predicted model, not a curated record